UUUAAGGGCAACCCUCUUUGUGUGACCCUCCAAUUACAAUCAUCUUAGCCGUAAAAAGAAUCUUUGCAUCAAGGUUCAAUAGUUCCAAAUCAACACCAAUAAAUACCUUACAUAUCUCUGCACAAAAGAAGCCAAGAUUCAUUUGACAAAUAAAAAAAAUCAGUGUGACAAGAUGAAGAUACUGAUAUUGAAGUUUCUUCAGAUUGUUUUGCUGCUGAUUUUCUAUGGCAGACACACAAUAGCUGAAAAGAAAACACAAGAUGCCAAAAAAACAUACAUAGUUCACAUGGACAAGUUCAACAUGCCAGAAAGUUUCAGUGAUCACCUCAGUUGGUAUGAUUCAUCACUGAAAUCAGUGUCAGAUUCAGCAGAGAUGCUAUACACAUACAAUCAUGUAGUUCAUGGAUUCUCCACAAGGCUAACCAACCAAGAAGCUGAAACACUCUCGAAACAACCGGGGAUUCUUUAUGUCAUGCCUGAAGUUAGAUAUGAGCUUCACACAACAAGAACACCACAGUUUCUUGGAUUGGACAAGGCCACAACACUUUUACCUGCUUCUAAGCAGCAGAGUCAGGUGGUUAUUGGAGUGAUAGACACUGGUGUUUGGCCGGAGCUGCAGAGCUUGGAUGACACGGGACUCGGACCAGUGCCGCGCGGCUGGAAAGGUGAGUGUGAAAUUGGAACCAACUUCAAUUCAUCAAGCUGUAACAGGAAACUUGUUGGUGCAAGGUUUUUGGUCAAAGGGUAUGAAGCAGCUCUAGGACCUAUUGAUGAGAAGACAGAAUCAAGGUCACCAAGGGAUGAUGAUGGUCAUGGAACUCAUACCUUAACUACAGCAGGAGGAUCAGCAGUCCAAGGAGCAAGCCUCUUCGGCUUGGCUUCAGGGACAGCAAGAGGGAUGGCUCCACAAGCCCGUGUGGCGGCUUACAAGGUGUGUUGGCUUGGUGGAUGCUUCGCUUCUGACAUAACAGCCGGAAUCGACAAGGCCAUAGACGAUGGUGUGAAUGUCCUGUCCAUGUCUAUUGGGGGAACUUCAACGGACUACUAUAGAGAUAUCAUUGCUAUUGGUGCUUUCACAGCCACACCUUGUCCAAUGUAGCACCAUGGAUAACCACCGUGGGAGCUGGUACCAUAGACCGUGAUUUCCCAGCCUAUAUCAAGCUUGGAAACGGGAAGACACAUACCGGAGCAUCACUUUACACAGGCAAACCUUUAUCUGCUUCUCCAGUACCACUUGUUUAUGCUGGUAAUGUAACCAAUUCAACGGUGGGAUACCUUUGCAUCCCAGAUAGCUUGAUUCCCUCACUAGUUGCUGGCAAAAUCGUGAUAUGUGAUAGAGGAGGAUCUCCGAGGGUGGAAAAGGGUCUAGUUGUAAAGAGAGCUGGAGGCGUUGGUAUGAUAUUGACAAACAACGAAGAAUAUGGGGAAGAGCUUGUUGCUGACCCCCAUCUCCUCCCUGCAGCAGCACUAGGCCAAAAAUCCAGCGAGGCUGUAAAGAACUAUACUUUCUCCUCUCCAAAUCCCACAGCUACAAUUUCUUUUGUAGGCACUCACUUGCAAGUUCAACCGUCUCCAGUGGUGGCAGCGUUCAGCUCUAGAGGGCCAAAUUUUCUCACACCACAGAUACUCAAACCAGACCUUAUAGCUCCAGGAGUAAACAUCAUUGCUGGGUGGACUGGAAAAGUGGGACCAACCGGUUUGACGGUUGAUACUAGGCAUGUGAACUUUAACAUAAUUUCAGGUACAUCCAUGUCAUGCCCUCAUGUAAGUGGUUUAGCUGCUAUUGUCAAGGGAGCGCACCCGAAAUGGAGCCCGGCCGCAAUAAGGUCUGCACUCAUGACCACAGCCUAUAGAACAUACAAAACUGGGCAAACAAUUGAAGAUAUUGCCAUUGGACAACCAGCAACCCCCUUUGAUUUUGGUGCUGGACAUGUGGAUCCAGUGGCAGCUCUUGAUCCUGGUCUUGUCUAUGAUGCAAAAGUAGAUGACUACCUUAACUUCUUCUGUGCCUUGAAUUACUCUCAAUUCCAAAUUAGGCUUGCGGCGAGAAGAGACUUUACUUGUGAUUCAAGGAAGCACUAUAGGGUGGAAGACUUCAACUAUCCUUCUUUUGCUGUUCCCUUGGAAACAGCUUCAGGAAUAGGAGGUGGUUCCAAUAAGGCCACCUCUGUCCGAUAUAGAAGAAUUCUUACUAAUGUAGGCAGUGGAGGAACAUAUAAAGCUUCAGUGUCAUCCCUUCCUCCCUCAGUGAAAAUUAUGGUUGAACCACAGACACUUAGCUUCACUCAACUGUAUGAGAAGAAGAGUUACACUGUGACAUUUACAACUACUUCGAUGCCUUCCGGCACAAAUAGCUUUGCUUAUCUGGAAUGGUCAGAUGGAAACCAUAAGGUUGCUAGUCCAAUAGCAUUCAGCUGGACAUGACUAUGAUUUUUCAAGGAUCCUAACUCACAGAUUCUGAAAUAUCAGCAAAACCUAGUUGAAUAGGUUCGCAUAAACUAAGGAUCACUCUAGUAUUUUAAUGCUUGGUUGUUGGUUCAGCAAGGAGGCCUAACUGGGUGCAUGUUAUCAUUAUGUUCUGUUUCCAUUCUAUUGGAUAGAGUUUCAGGGGGGAGACUUAGUAAGAAAUAAUUGUAAAUAGCGGGAAAAAAAAGGAUAAUGGCAUAUUCUGUAUAAUAUGAUCUCAAUUGUUUAUUAUAUAUUCCCAGCUUUGCAUAGACUUUCAAGAAAUUCUCAAAUUUAUUGAUCGA
Arachis ipaensis is the source of this 2750-nucleotide messenger RNA. The record is from RefSeq and is a predicted model, not a curated record. Lineage: Eukaryota; Viridiplantae; Streptophyta; Magnoliopsida; Fabales; Fabaceae.